GCAGGCGCAGCCCCGAGCAGCCGCGUCGCAGCGGAACUGCUGAGAUUCAGGCCGAGGGUGCGCGCUCAGACGCGGCGGGAGCAGCAGGCAAGCGGCGGCUCCCACCUCCCACGCCCCUCCAGGUGCACUCGGCGCCGCCCCCCUGCACCUGGCCGCGUUGCCCAGGCACUCAGGCCUGUGUCAGAAAAAGAGGGAGGGAGCUGCCCUGGAAAGCAGAAACGUAAGCCCCCCUGCGGAUCCUCGGACAGCUCUGGGGAGGGGUCCCGGGGAAGGUCACUGCGUCCAGCCGACCAGCAGGCAGCUAGGGCCCCCGGGCCCCGAGCCCCACUCCAGCCUUGCCACAUUCACCGGAACCGGGACUCUAAGCCCUGCGGGUGGCUUUCCAGGGUGGCAUUGACGCUGUGCGCUGCAGCCCACCCCAUCUCAGGCUCCCUCCUGCCCCAAGAUCAGCGUCCAGUGGGCCGCACCAUGGCCAUGAGCCUUCUGCAGGACUGGUGCCGGGGCCUGGACGUGGACGCGCACAGGGCCCUGCUGGUCACCGGCAUCCCGGAGGGCCUGGAGCAGGCGCACGUCGAAGCCGCCCUGCAGCCCUCCCUCCUGCCCCUGGGCACGUUCAGACUGCGACGCAUGAAGGCCUUGACGAACGAGAAGGCCCAGGCUGCCCUGGUGGAGUUUGUGGAGGACGUCAAUCACGCCGCCAUUCCCAGGGAGAUCCCGGGCAAGGAUGGGGUCUGGAGGGUUCUGUGGAAGGACCGUGCGCAGGACACGAGGGUCCUGAAGCAGAUGAGACGCCUGCUGCUGGAUGACGGGCCUGCGCAGGCCGCGGUGGCUGGGACCCCGGGGGAGGCGCCCACCCUUCCCGCUUCGGAGACCCAGGCCCAGGAUUCUGGGGAGGUGACAGGGCAGGCUGGCUCGCCUCUUGGGGCAGCCAAGAACACAAGGAGAGGCCGGCGGGGUCGCAGAAACAGAACCAGACGCAACAGGUUGACUCAGAAGGGCAAGAAGAGAAGCCGAGGAGGGCGGCCAUCAGCUUCCGCGAGGAGUGAGGCCGAGGACUCUUCCGACGACAGCCUGGGCAUCGUGAUCGAGGAGAUCGACAAGGGCGACCUGAGCGGAGACGAGGACCAGAGCGCGCUGUACGCCACGCUCCAGGCGGCCGCCAGGGAGCUGGUUAGGCAGUGGGCGCCCUGCAGCUCCGAGGGGGAAGAAGACGGUCCCCGCGAGUUCUUGGCUCUGGUCACUGUCACCGAUAAAGCCAAGAAAGAAGAGGCAGAGAAGGAGCCAGCUGGGGCCGAAUCCAUCCCCUUGAACACCAAAGAAGGCAAAAGCUGCAUCCCCGACUUAGUGGCCCUGCUGGCUGUGAGAGACACCCCGGAGGAGGAGCCGGUAGACAGCGACGCCUCGGAGAGCGACUCGCAGGAAAGUGAGGACCAAGAAACAGAGGGGUUGGACAAUCCUGAGUUCGUGGCCAUUGUGGCCUAUACCGACCCGUCGGACCCCUGGGCCCGGGAGGAGAUGUUGAAAAUCGCUUCUGUGAUCGAGUCGCUGGGCUGGAGCGACAAGAAAGACAAGCAAGACGCGCUGCGACAGGUCCUGUCCGUCAUGUCCAAGGACACUUGCGGGACCCGCGUGAAGGUGGAGGAGGCGGGCCGUGAGGUGGACGCGGUGGUCCUGCGCAAGGCCGGAGACGACGGGGACCUCCGGGAGUGCAUUUCCACCUUGGCGCAGCUGGAUCUCCCUCCCCAGGUGAAGAAGGCUGGGCGUGGCCUCUUCGGGGGCUGGGGCGAGGACGGUGAGGAUGAGGGGGGCCUUCUGGAGCUGGUGGCGCUCCUGGCUGCGCAGGAUAUGGCGGAGGUGAUGAAGGAAGAAAAAGAAAACGCCUGGGAAGGCGGGAAGUACAAAUACCCCAAAGGCAAACUGGGGGAGGUAUUGGCGCUCCUGGCCGCCAGGGAAAACCUGGGGUCCAACGAGGGUUCGGAGGAGGCUUCGGACGAACAGUCCGAGGAAGAGUCGGAGGACACGGAGAGCGAGGCGUCGGAGCCCGAGGACAGGGCAUCCACGAAGCCCCGGGCCAAGAGGGCUCGCACCGCCCCCCGGGGCCUGACUCCGGCCGGCGCGCCACCCACCGCGUCCGGGGCCCGCAAAACGCGCGGGGACGGCAGAGGCCGAGGCCGGGGCGUCACUCCCGAGAAGAAAGCCGGGAGCCGGGGCUCAGCUCUGGACGACGCCGCGGGAAGCAGGAAGAAAAAGGGGAGCACGGGCGCUGGUGCACACGUCAAGGCUGGCGAGGCCAAGGGCCAGGCUUCCACUGGCUCCAAGGCCGCUCGCGGGAAGAAGGCCCGUCGGGGCCGUAGGCUGCCCCCUAAAUGCCGCUAGCGGCCCCCCGGGCUGUGAGCCGGCCCAGCAGGGCGCCCGAGUGUGCCCCCCCCCGCCCUCCCUCUCCCUACCCUCUUCCCUCCCUCCGCAGGCGCGACCUCCUCGCUUCACCCGGCGCCCGGGCCGCGUUUGCCGGUGUCACGUUCCCCUCUCGGGCCCUCACGGGCCUGGGGCACCAGCGAUCCCGACGGAGGAAGCCCAGAUGGAUGGAGGAAAGAGACGUACUCUCGAAGCAGCGGCGAGGGGCCGAGAUGGGCACCAGGGUUGAGGGGCCUGGGUCGCCCCUGGCGGGGGUGUGGGUGGACACCGGGCAUCUGCGGAGGCGAGCAGGGCUCUUUACCGAGCCCGAGCCUGGCAGGGACUGCCGGUCGCUGUCUCCCCCUCCCCAGUCUGACUCGGCCCAGGGUCUGUGAUGGAGGUUUGGUCACCAGCUGAGCAGCGCGUGUCAGGGCGCAGCUCCCAGCCAGAGGAGGCCCCAGCUCCUACCCAGGAGAGGAGAUUAUUCCAGCAAGGAAAAGUCAGAGAGACUGACGGGGGAUGGGAAGGGGAGGAGGAGAAAAGGGGAGAGGAACGGUGGGGGAAGGGAAGGAGGAGGAGGAAGAGCAGAGGGAAGACACAGACACACAGCAGCUCUGCCCACCGGCGGCCCUGAUACAAAGGAGCCAGCCCCAGGCCGAGGCCACCUGCCGCUGACCACAAGCUGAAUUUGUCACUUAGACUGCAGUGUUUCCCAACAUUCUAAUUAUUUGCCGACAUGUUCCAUUUGGGGAAAUUCACAUAAAAUCCAGAGUCUUGGUUCCUCUGGGCUGUGGCCCUGCCCCCCCCCCCAUUGGUUAUGGCUCCCGUGGGUCCCCACUCUCCCAUGGAGCUGACCCACCGCUCAGCGCUGGCCUUGCAGCCCUAAAGACCUUGAAAGUCCCUAGGUUCACCCCCUGAGUGAAUUAAAAGCCAGAGGGGUCCCUGAAGGACGCGGUGAGGGGCAGAGGCUCACCUAGGCAGUGCAGAAGCUGGCAAUGUGUCCCUCCUUACAGGGGAUGAAAAGACCUGGGAGGAAAUCCCAACCCUGCCAGGGAGGUUUCCGAGUAGGCAGGGCCGGGGCUCUCCAGCUUCAGCACCUGCUGUCCCAAGUGCAGACGCUUCAGCUGUGUGUGAUUCUGUGCUGUGCCGUUCGCUUCAGCUCCCCCAACCCCUGCUGAGCUUGAUAUUUCCCUAGAUAUCGGUCUCCACAGGACCCCUUGUUCGUUCCUGCCUUCCUGUCCCUGAGGCAAUGUGUGUGCUUCCUCGUCCCAAUUUCUAUACCCUGGCAGUAUAGGGAGCUCGACGUGCAAGGAGGCCCUGCCCUGCUUGUCUCUGGGAAAAAACGGGGGGGCCUGGAUGCGGCCUCGAAGCCUGGACUGGACUGUCAGGGACACCCAGAUGCAGAAGCCAACUGGGAGCUGCUGCAGGGCUUGGGUGAUCCUCCCUGCAGAGGCUGCCCCGGACAGUGACCCACCCACCAAGGAGCAGGCUGGGUGUGCGGAGGGCUGGGUACAGCAGCCUGCAGUGUUGCUGUGGGUGGGGAGGGCCCUAGGUGUGCUUCUCCCGUGUGAUUCUAAGCUUCUCUCCCUGUGCACCAUAGCAGUUCUAGGCUUCUCUCCCUGUGCGCUGUGUCACCUGGAUCCUCCAGUAAAGUGAAAUUCAGCAUU
Sapajus apella (tufted capuchin) is the source of this 4061-nucleotide messenger RNA. RefSeq names its product paraneoplastic antigen-like protein 8B. NCBI's taxonomy places the organism in Eukaryota, Metazoa, Chordata, Mammalia, Primates, Cebidae. The record is from RefSeq and is a predicted model, not a curated record. Bases 469 to 2376 code for a protein of 635 amino acids. The transcript has a single exon.